Suillus fuscotomentosus is the source of this 1059-nucleotide messenger RNA. RefSeq lists its product as uncharacterized. The record is from RefSeq and is a predicted model, not a curated record. The annotation marks the transcript as partial. The transcript has a single exon. Lineage: Eukaryota; Fungi; Basidiomycota; Agaricomycetes; Boletales; Suillaceae.
CAGAUUAACGCUAUCAAACAUUUCACUCCUCAAUUGUCAUUUGUCGACACUCACAAUCGUGUGGACACACAAAACUGCUCGAAAAUCAAUUCGACUGUAUUCAACGUCAAGCCGGACGUUUGCAUGUAUCCUGAUGGGUGUGCACCUUCAUCGCCCAACUGCGAUGUUUCCUCAGCAGAAAUUAUCAUCAAAUUCAAAUGGUCAUACUCCCAUGAUGCAUUCUGUGAAGCUUCUGGAGUUGAUAGUGUCGUAUCCCAGACGGAGAGGGGUAUGGACACGUUGGGACAAAUAGCAAGCUAUACCACAGCUCAGCUUGGCACCCAGUUCUGUACCCAUGCAUUCUCUGUCCUUAUCGUGCGUGAUCGCGCUCGCAUCAUCAGAUGGGAUAGGGAGGGAGCUAUCGUCACCGGCCCCAUCAAUUACAAUAACCAGCCCCACUUGGCCAACUUCUUUCAUCGUUACGCACGAGCAUCACCUGAAAUGUGUGGCAUCAACACUUCCAUAACACUUGCUAAUGACGAGGACGCUGACCUCACAAGGUCACAGCUAAACAUUCCCAGUACUACCCGUAUGUUCAAAGUCAAAGUCCCUAAUGCUGAGGGUUCUGGCUCGCUCACGUUGGUCAUUCCCCAACCUGUUACAAAACCUCAUUCACCUGUUGGCCGCUGGACUCGCGCAUGUCCUGCAUUUGACCUUGUUAACAAGAAGGUCGUAAUGUUCAAGGACUCUUGGUGGGUGUCAUUGCCCGAUGUCUUACCGGAAGGCGAGACCUACAAGUUGUUGAUGUCGCACAAGGUCUCCAAUAUUGCAAGCUGUAUUGCAUAUCACGAUGUACCCCCCUCUAUCCCUCAGCAAUCCACUCAAACUGCUAAGUUCAGACGCGCUAAAUGGGCAAGUUCCCAGUCACCUCUCACUCUGCACACUCUUCACUGUCUGGUCCUCAAUAUUGUGGGCGAAAAAUUGACUGACUUCGAGAGUUUUCGUCAACUUACUCUGUCUGUGCAUGACACACUGAUUGGUAUGUAUUUUUCAACUUCAUGUAGCAUAUCUUAUUCAUGA